GCUGUCAGCGGCGUCGUCUUAUCAGGCUCUCUCCACUGCCCAAACGACAAAGUGCAGGGUGGAGCAACUUAAGAUGUGAAUUGACGGCACUUUGACUUUGGUGAAAGAAACUCACCUUGACCAGGCAGCGGAAUGUGUCGGAUCUCACCGUGUACCUACUUUAAGGCCGCUAGAAUGAAUGCGACUUGACCGGCGUCUUCUUGACUAUCCGCCCUAACUGUCGUCCACUGUACUCGAAAGCCGCAUGUCGUGGAAAUUUUUAUCCCUUCAAAUACGUUUGCCCCGUAACGACAUGUACAAUAUGCAGCUGGACACCGACUUGACUGUUGGUAACGACAUGUCGUUCAGCCGUCAAGUUCCUCGCUAUUACAGCACUCAGAGCUUUUCUCACGAAAGCCGCCUCUUCUGGAAUUACCAGAAUUGGCCCUCGUGGUCCGAGCAACAGUUGGAUAGAUACCUUUCACACAACCUUAAUUACGACCGCAGCUACGCCGAUCAACGGCUCCCAGCCAGUCGUGUGCACCGACUGAUAAACGACACACAUCUGGACGAGAGAACGGUGGCAAAGCAGUCGAGGAUGGGAAAAGGAAUCGGAUCGUUCUAAAUAGGCACCAAUCACGUUCAAGGCUGCACCGUUAUUACCAUCAUCAGCAACAGAGCUGUUUGGAUGGCUCAUUUUUGGGAGGCGGACUGGGGGGAAGAGGACUGGGAGAUUCUAUUCCAAAACACGCCCUUCUUCAUUGAAGAGUUUCGACACAAAAUUCUCUGGCCCAUCACUGGCGGUGGUCCAGUCGGCCCCGACGUCGAGGUUCUCGACCCCAACCUCUUCAACAGGCCUGACGACCAAACCCGGGUCUUCAUUUACACCCCAAUAAGCCUGCGCUGGAAUCCCGAUACGAAGCGAACUCGAAACUACUUGCAGUUCAAGUACAGAAUUGAAGAAGUUACGAACGCAAUCCUGACAAGGAUUCCAGGCGUCCAGGCAACGAUUUGCGGCUACAUCCCCUUGGUGUAUGAAAUGACGUACAAUUACUACCCCACACUGUUUCCCACAGGGGAGGUGAGACAUGAGUUCCAAGUCCACGGUCCAGACGCAGCAAUGGCUGGAAAAACUGCCCGGGGAUCCAUCAUGUUUCAGUAA
Podospora bellae-mahoneyi is the source of this 1141-nucleotide messenger RNA. RefSeq lists its product as uncharacterized. The record is from RefSeq and is a predicted model, not a curated record. The transcript is spliced from 2 exons. The coding region runs from base 668 to 1141 and encodes 157 amino acids. NCBI's taxonomy places the organism in Eukaryota, Fungi, Ascomycota, Sordariomycetes, Sordariales, Podosporaceae.